CGUCUUUCUCACUCUCACUCUCGUUCUCACGACUCUCUCCCUCCCUCUCGCCCAUCCCCAUCUCUACUCCCCAUCGCUCGCACUCCCACAAUCCUCAUCAACGCCCUCCCCUCCACACUCACCACACUCCUCCCCUACGCCCCAACACACACACACCGAUCGAGAUGGCGGCUGAGGGCAAACCUCUGCCUCCACACCCACUUGAGACUGAUACCCAUCCAAGCCAUGGAGCGCCCACGUCAGAUCAUCUCACCCCCAACUCGACACCCAAUGUCGCGACACAGCCCUCGACCAAUGCCGCUCUCUACAACUUCCGCCUUCUAGAGGCACUCCGGUCAGGUAACGUUGCCGAAGUGCAGCCAUAUCUCGAUGAGCUCAAGUCUGCGCCAGAAGGCAGUGCCGGGCGCAUCCUCGGGAUGGCUGUGCGUGUGGCAUCUGUCCCCGUCAUCAAGCACAUUCUCAGCUCGCCCAAUUUCCCAUCCCCAAACCUCCCCGUCAACCCACCCUCCCUUACGACACCUCUCCAUAUUGCGAGCGAUAUCGGCCGCGCAGAGGUCGUCGAACUUCUACUAGACGAUCCCCGCGUCGACGACACGAUCCGUGACGACAAGGGCCGUUCCGCUCUCGAGUGCUCCUCCAAUCCCGAGGUUGCGGCUUUGAUUGAGAACUCGCGCGCCGCACUCCAGUCGCGCUACUUGGUACUCCUUGCCAGCUACGUGUCGAGCCCUCUCUCUUCCGUCGAAGAAGGCACCAACAUGCUCAAUUUCCUCGACAAGCCACGCGCAGAGGCUCUCAACCUUAACGCGCUGGAUGAACGCACCGGCACCAGUCUCCUCCACGAGGCAGCGCGGAGGCGUGACCUCCGCCUUGUCGAGCUCGCAGUCAAGCGUGGUGCCGAUGUGUUUGUCCGUGACCGCCGGGGACGGCGUGUACAAGAGCACGACAAGGGCGCAGAUGAGCGCAUCAAGACGUAUCUCCGCCAGUUCACUAACCAGGAAACCAUGGUGCAGAACAAGAGUGACGGUCGUCCGCCCGACCUCAAAGGGUUCUUGAGCAAGUGGGUCAAUUACAGAUCCGGUUGGAAGACUCGUUGGUUUGUCCUCGAGAAUGGCGUCUUCAGCUAUUACCGCAACAGGGAGGAUGAGCAAGUGGCUUGCCGCGGAUCUAUCGCACUUGCCACCGCACGCAUCAGCCCUGCUCCGGACGGCACUCGGUUCGAGGUCAGCUCCAAGGUGACAACGUCGGUACCGAAGAUUCUUGUCAAGUCGAAUCUGCGAGGCGAAAUUGCCCGCUGGGCACAGGCAAUCCGCCUCAACAUCGAGUUCUACAGCAAGGACAGGCAGCACCCGCAGCGCAUUGGGUCAAAUGUCGGUGCCGACCGCUCCGACGCUCGUUCGACGAAGUCCAGCAUCGCCCCAUCACAGUUUAAUGGCGGACCUACCGCAUCCAGCAGCCGGGGUAUUGGUGCGGCCCUCAGCGAGCUCCCUGCUUCGGACCAGUUCCUGCAUCCCAGCCUGAAGCGUUCCCCAACGACUCUCAGUGGCAUUAGCACCAAAUCGGAAGUUGGCACCAAGGUCCGCGACUCCGAGGUUCCGCCAGUGCCCCCACUGCCCGACCGUGCGCGCAGCUUCGCUCCCUCGUCGAGGAAGAGAGACACUUCACCCGGUGGCAACACCACUGCCAGCGAACUCGAUAAGGACGAUUCCGACAAGGACACAGAGGAUGGCACGUCAGGCAACGAGGUCGUCCCGCACGAGUCCGAGUUUGAGCUCAGCAUGCUCAACCUCACGGCUCAACUCGAGCUUACUCAGCAGCUUGUUGACUCGGUCGUGGUCUCUCCCGACCUUCCGGACAGAUCGUCGGUUCAUGGGAGCUCUUCCCCUUCCCGACAGCGCCAGGUCAAAGAAGCCCUUCGCCAGUCCAUUGCCACCGUCAGCCAGCUCGUACAGAGACAGUACGCCAUGAACCAAGACCGCGAGCGAUUUUUCCAGAACCGCAUCAAGCGCGAGGUGCAGACCCGCAAGCUUUGGGAGGAAAACCUUCUCGCAGUCGCCGAGCAGCAGGCCGAGACGGACCGACAGCUCAACGAGGCCGCUAAGGACAACGAGAAGAAACGUCGCGCUCUCCGGCAGGCUCGCUCUGUCCUCGCCGAGCUCAGCCUCAGCCAGCCCGCCUCUCCCGGAAUGGAUGGCAGGGAUCCCGAGCCCAUUCUCGGCGGGGCACUCACGUCCCCUCCUGCGCCCCACGACAACAGCGGCGAGUUUGCGCCGUCGUUCGCUCUUCCACCGGCCCAGGAGGCGGCGGCGGUCAGCCCAAACCUUCGCGGGUCAUUGUCGAGAAGGUCGAUAUCCAAUAGGGCGUCAAUGUCGCUUGGUCGCAGGGCCUCCAUUGGGCAAUACAACCGCUCCUCGAUCUCGCGUCGCCAGUCCAUCUCGCUCCACGACAUUGACCAUGUGGUGGCCGCGAUUGAUGACUCGGAAGAUGACGAUGACGAGUUCUUUGAUGCAAUUGAGACGGGCACUCUCCCUAACCUCAAGACUUUCGACACUAUCUCCAACCCCCAGGGUCCUGGGUCUCGUCCGGCCACACCAAUCCACUCCCCACCUGCAACGGAAGUCAAGGAGGCUCCUCUCGGUCAGGUCCUCGCUGUCCGCCAGGCGAAGAAAGGAACGGUGGAGGCAUAUCUCACUCGCAAGAGCUUGGAGCCGUAUAACCACGUACGCCACCGCCUCCCCAUCGACGACGACAAGCGUCCCUCGGUUUCGCUGUGGAGCAUUCUCAAAUCAUCGAUCGGCAAGGAUCUCACCAAGAUCUCUUUCCCAGUUAACUUCAACGAGUGCACGUCAAUGCUGCAGCGUAUGGCCGAAGACAUGGAGUACGACGCGUGCCUCACUGUCGCCGCCGAGGAACGGGACUCGCUGAAGCGAAUUGCUUUCGUCGCCGCGUUUGCGAUGUCCAACUAUUCCUCGACGAUUGGUCGUAUCGCAAAGCCCUUCAACCCCAUGCUGUCCCAGAGCUUCGAGUACGCCAUCCCCAACCGCUACCGCUACAUCUCGGAGCAGGUGUCACACCAUCCUCCCAUCUCGGCGUGCUACUCUGAGGCACCGACGUGGCGGUACUACGGUGAGGUCGACGCAAAGAACAAGUUCCAGGGUCGCUACUUCGAGAUCCGACCCACCGGUGUUGCGCACGCCGAGCUUAUCAUUCCCCAGGAAUGGGUCCGUCCCGAGGAUAAGUACCCACCUGCUGGCGAGGAGUACCCGGCGGGCAAGGUUGUCGAGCACUACUCGUGGAAAAAGGUCAUUACGAAUGUGUCCAACUUCAUCAUGGGCAACCCGAUCAUCGACCACUAUGGCGACAUGACCGUCACCAACCACCGCACGGGCGAGACCUGCGUGCUGACCUUUAAGCCGCGCACGUGGCGUGGGAAGGACGCGUUCGAAAUCAAGGGCAGCGUGCACGACCGAAAGGGCAACCUGGCGUGGGAGAUUGCUGGUCGCUGGGACUCGCAGCUCAUUGCGCGUCGCGCGGGCGUUGGCUCUGCGCCGUUGGAGGUCGACGAAACCGUGUCCGAGGACCCAGAGUACAUGCAGCUCUGGAAGAACACGCAGAAGCCUAAGGCACCGUUCAACCUCACCCCGUACGCGAUGACGCUCAACGACAUCCCGAAGGGUCUCGAGGAGUAUCUGGCACCGACCGACUGCCGUCUGCGAACGGACCAGCGCGCAUUCGAGAAUGCCGAGUAUGAUCGGGCACAGGCGCUCAAGACUGCCAACGAGGAGAAGCAGCGUGAGACGCGCCGCUUGCGCGCGGAGGGCCGCCUGCCGCAGCACGAGCCGCGGUGGUUUAAGGCUGUCACAGACCAGGACACUGGCGAGCGCCUGUGGGAGCCUAAGCGCGCCGAGGACGGCGAGGUGCUCUUCUGGCACGAGCGCGAGGAGCAGGGUUCGAAGCCUCCCGGUCAAAAGUGGCCAGAGGUCGACCACAUCUUUGUCGACGACGCUCAAUAGAGUAUUGGUGUUUUAAUAUGACCAUGUCACACUUCCAUAAACGAU
Cutaneotrichosporon oleaginosum is the source of this 4055-nucleotide messenger RNA. RefSeq lists its product as uncharacterized. Gene Ontology annotation, cellular component: intracellular membrane-bounded organelle; nuclear envelope; cytosol. NCBI's taxonomy places the organism in Eukaryota, Fungi, Basidiomycota, Tremellomycetes, Trichosporonales, Trichosporonaceae. Gene Ontology annotation, molecular function: sterol binding; protein binding. The record is from RefSeq and is a predicted model, not a curated record. Gene Ontology annotation, biological process: endocytosis; maintenance of cell polarity; piecemeal microautophagy of the nucleus.